UAGGGACACAGUGCCACGCCGUGAUGAUGUCACGAGGCACCUCCCUGCCGACCGCUGUGUGUACGGGGUCCCUGGCAACGGAACGCCAGUCCUUGCCUGACCUGCGUCUUGUGGCUGCUGACCCAAGAAGCGACUUAUAUAGAGCUCCCCCUCUCUCCCACCUUUCUGGAGGAGGAUGGAUCCUCCUCCAACAAAGAAGCUUAAGCUUCAGGGGAGCGGCAGCAGGCCUGAACCAAUGGAAAUUGAUCCACCUGCAGACGACAUCCAACCCAUGGAGGUGGAUCUACCUCUGCAGGAAGAGCCAAUGGAGGUGGAUCCAUCUGCAUCGGGCUCGGGCAAAUCCUAUAACAUCCUGCUUGCCCGGAGACAUCGUCACAUCCGUUGGCGGUUCACCAGGGGCUCUCGAUUUCCACCUUGGCGUUGAAGUGUCGCCAUCCGCCAGAGAGCCCCUGCGACGGCUGCUGCUCCCUACCCCUUCCUUCCCCAUUCCCCAUCUUUCCUCAGGACCUCUCCCCUCUUCUUUCCCAAGCUCUGAGGAAAAGGGAAGGACUUGGACUGGUGUUCAUGAGGCUGUGCUGAGACAAGAGGAGUCAUCCAGCAGAAAGCCUCAAGUUCCCUGCAGCCUCCAGGUGAGCCCUGAGGAAGAAAGCAGGACUGGGACUGGUGUCCACUGAGCUGCUGUGGCUGGGAUGAAAGAAUGAGUCCAGCAGAUCACCUUGAGCUCCUUGCUGCCUCCAGGUGAGUCCUAAGGAAAAGGGCAGGACUGAGACUGGUGUCCACUGAGCUGUGCUGGGACAACAGGAGGUAUCCAGCAGACAGACUCAAUCUCCUUGCCUCCUCCAGGUGAGCACUAAAGAAGAGGGCAGGACUGUGACUGGUGCCCACUGAGCUGCUGUGUGGACAGCCCCGAGCUCCCUGCAGCUCCAGGUGGUGUCAGUGAAGUUACAGAGGCAAGCUGUGCCUUUGGAGGAGCAGAAGACUUGGGUCUGGAUGGGAAGAAGGGCUGAAGUUCAGCAUCAAGGUCCAUUCCAGUUGCUCCAUUUGGACUCUUUUUCAACUCAGGGCAAUAAACAGUUGAAAAGGACAAUACAGUUUGAAAGAACCAUAACGAUAACAAUAAAAAAGUAAAGCCA
Messenger RNA from Gallus gallus (chicken), 1133 nucleotides. RefSeq lists its product as uncharacterized. NCBI's taxonomy places the organism in Eukaryota, Metazoa, Chordata, Aves, Galliformes, Phasianidae. The transcript is spliced from 2 exons. Bases 24 to 674 code for a protein of 216 amino acids. The record is from RefSeq and is a predicted model, not a curated record.